UUGGGCGGCGCUGCCUCGGCUCAGCUCGGCUCAGGUUCGAGCUGCAGCUCCUGUUGGGGGUGGGCGGCAGGGAUGACAGCGGCUGUGGUAGCCGCUGCGGCGCGAGACUGAGCGAGCGGCGAGAGAGCCGGAGAAAGAGAAGGAAGUGGAGCCGCGACCUGGAGCUCUGGACUCAGCUGCCACGCCGAGGACCGCCCCACUUCGCAGAGCGAGCCGAGUCCGGACCUAGGAAGACUUACCCGCCGGGCGCCGGCCGCCGCGGCUCCGAGCCUUUUUGCCGGCGCCCUGCCCUGCCUGCCCCAGCCCCGGGUUCCGCCGGGACGCUCCCUGGUCCGCGGUCCUGGUCGUGUAGCCGGGACGCCCCGAGCCCCUGACCCUGAUCCAGUGCACCGGGGCGGGACGCUCUUGGCCCACCAUACGGCUCCAUGGUUACGGGCUCGUUCCCAGCCUUUCUGUAGUGUGUGUCGGAGCCCCCGGCCCUCCGCCCAGGGUUAAGGCAGAGUGCAAAGGAGCCCUGACGCCCCCAGACUCUGGUUCGCCGAAACCCUAACCUUAAGCUGCCUCCGACUCGGUGCUUAGGACUUGGGACCGUGCGAACGUCCGGGAAGCCCCAGUCCCCGUUCAGAGCACUGUGAGGGGUCCCAGUCGGACUGAACCGGACCAGGCUGGUGCUGCGAGCCAGAGCUGCCGCCUUCCUGCUGCCCCAGUUUGAGGGCUGAGCGAUUGCUCCGAAGAAAACACAGGAGAGAGCCGAAAGCUGCAGCUCUCCCAGUGAAGUGACAUCACCACCUCCGUGGACAGGACCCCCUUGGGAGCCCAGCUUACAGCCACUGGUACCUUCUUCCAGGACCAGUUGGGGGCCUCCAUGGGCGCCUGAGGGCAGGGCGCCAGGGCCGCAGGCACGAGCAUGGUGAGACACCAGCCCCUGCAGUACUACGAGCCACAGCUGUGCCUCUCCUGCCUCACGGGCAUCUACGGCUGCCGCUGGAAGCGCUACCAGCGCUCUCACGAUGACACCACACCGUGGGAGCGCCUCUGGUUCCUGCUCCUCACCUUCACCUUCGGCCUCACGCUCACAUGGCUCUACUUCUGGUGGGAAGUCCACAAUGACUAUGAUGAAUUCAACUGGUACCUCUACAACCGAAUGGGCUACUGGAGUGACUGGUCUGUGCCCAUCCUCAUAACCACAGCCGCUGCCUUCACUUACGUUGCGGGCCUCCUGGUCCUGGCACUAUGUCACAUCGCUGUGGGGCAACAGAUGAACCUGCACUGGCUGCACAAGAUAGGGCUGGUGGUUGUCCUGGUGGCCACGGUAGUGGCCAUGUCGGCCGUGGCCCAGCUGUGGGAGGACGAGUGGGAGAUACUGCUGAUCUCCCUGAAGGGCACGGCGCCAUUCCUACAUGUGGGGGCCCUGGCCGCCAUCACUGCGCUCUCCUGGAUUGUGGCAGGACAGUUUGCCCGUGCAGAGCGGUCCUCCUCCCAGGUGGCCAUUCUUGGUACCUUCUUCGCCGUCGUGUUUACCCUCUACCUGGCCCCUCUCACCAUCUCCUCUCCCUGCAUCAUGGAGAAAAAGGACCUGGGUCCCAAGCCUGCCCUCAUUGGUCACCGCGGGGCUCCUAUGCUCGCCCCAGAGCACACGCUGAUGUCCUUCAGGAAGGCGCUAGAGCAGAAGCUGUAUGGCCUCCAGGCUGACAUCACCAUCAGCCUGGACGGUGUGCCCUUCCUCAUGCACGACACCACCCUGCAACGCACCACCAACGUGGAGGAGGAGUUCCCGGAGCUUGCCCGCAGGCCUGCCUCCAUGCUCAACUGGACCUUCCUGCAGAGGCUCAAUGCCGGCCAGUGGUUCCUGAAGACGGACCCCUUCUGGACGGCCAGCUCCUUGUCACCCUCCGACCACAGGGAGGCCCAAAACCAGUCCAUCUGCAGCCUAGUGGAGCUCCUGGAGCUGGCCAAGGGCAAUGCCACACUGCUGCUCAACCUGCGUGACCCACCACGGGAGCACCCUUAUCGCAGCAGCUUCCUCAACGUCACGCUGGAGGCCCUACUGCACUCGGGCUUCCCCCAGCACCAGGUCCUGUGGUUGCCUAAUAGGCAGAGGCCCUUCGUGCGGAAGGUGGCUCCUGGCUUCCAGCAGACAUCGGGUUCCAAGGAGGCAGCUGCCAGCCUGCGGAGAGGCCACAUCCAGUGGCUGAACCUGCGUUACACUCAGGUGUCCCGCCAGGAGCUCAGGGACUAUGCAUCCUGGAAUCUGAGUGUGAACCUCUACACAGUCAAUGCCCCGUGGCUCUUCUCCCUGCUGUGGUGCGCGGGGGUCCCGUCUGUCACCUCUGACAACUCCCACACCCUGUCCCAGGUGCCUUCCCCACUCUGGAUCAUGCCCCCGGACGAGUACUGCCUCAUGUGGGUCACCGCCGACCUGAUCUCCUUCACCCUCAUCAUUGGCAUCUUCGUGCUCCAAAAGUGGCGCCUGGGUGGCAUACGGAGCUACAACCCUGAGCAGAUCAUGCUGAGCGCUGCGGUACGCCGGACCAGCCGGGAUGUCAGCAUCAUGAAGGAGAAACUCAUCUUCUCAGAGAUCAGCGAUGGCAUGGAGGUCUCCGAUGAGCUCUCUGUAUGUUCGGACAACAGUUAUGACAUGUACGCCAACAGCGCCACUGCCCCUGUGGCCCCCCGAGGGAGCAGCAGCCGCGCCAAGAUCCUCACAGACCAGAGUGGGCAUUAGCUGAAGACUGAUCUGUCCAGUCUGUACCUCAUGUGGAGAACAGGGAAGCCUGGAGAGCUAGCAGAAGCAUGCUCCAAGAGCCAACUCCACGGCCUCCUUGUCGGCUCCAGCCCCUUGUCAGCCAUGGCCUCUCUUGGAGGGGCUCCCCUCUCCAGCCUCCCAGAUGCCCCUGCAGGCCCAGGGCUCCUUCUGGGAAGUUUGUGGCCUGGGGCCUGCUCCUCUCCCUGAGGCCCUUCCUUGCAUCCUAUUCUGGAAGCUUUGAGGGGUCACUGGGCUAUUCCAUGACCCCUGUGGCAAUGGAGGAUGUGGAGCCAUGUGUGCCCGUAUGUCUGUUCUCUUGUCUGCGCUGCAAGGAAACAGACUUCUCAUGUCUCUCCUGCCUAGAGGGCCUGUGCUCUUCCAUCAGUCUCAACCCACAAGGAAGCUUGGCCUGGGAGGAACACUGCUGCAGUGGUGGAGACACUCCUCCUCCCUGUCCAGCCUCCUGCUGCUGCUGGCCCUGCCCGAGAGGGCUGAGCCAUCCCCUAGGAGCAGCUGGAGAUGGCCAGAAGAGCAGGCUUGGGGCUGAUGGAUCCCACACCCAAGUGUCCAACAGGCCUCCAGGGCAGACUGGCCUGAGGGCCCAGGAGAUCCACAAACUGACACAACCUCAGGUUCCCACGUCAGUGGGCACAGGGCAGGGGCCACGUGGGAAAAGUGUUCAAGCAUGGUAAAGGGUGGGUAUAUGGCCAAGGAGGCCUACAGCAGUGGGAGCCUGAGGGACCUUGGCCAAGAUGAUUAAAGCUGCCACCUUGACAUGUA
Messenger RNA from Camelus dromedarius (Arabian camel), 3526 nucleotides. RefSeq names its product glycerophosphodiester phosphodiesterase domain containing 5 (gene GDPD5). Gene Ontology annotation, molecular function: glycerophosphodiester phosphodiesterase activity. The coding region runs from base 908 to 2725 and encodes 605 amino acids. Gene Ontology annotation, biological process: positive regulation of neuron differentiation; lipid metabolic process. The record is from RefSeq and is a predicted model, not a curated record. Gene Ontology annotation, cellular component: plasma membrane. The transcript has 17 exons. NCBI's taxonomy places the organism in Eukaryota, Metazoa, Chordata, Mammalia, Artiodactyla, Camelidae.